Helianthus annuus (common sunflower) is the source of this 1062-nucleotide messenger RNA. RefSeq names its product probable WRKY transcription factor 70. The record is from RefSeq and is a predicted model, not a curated record. Gene Ontology annotation, molecular function: sequence-specific DNA binding; DNA-binding transcription factor activity. Lineage: Eukaryota; Viridiplantae; Streptophyta; Magnoliopsida; Asterales; Asteraceae. The transcript has 3 exons. Gene Ontology annotation, biological process: regulation of DNA-templated transcription. The coding region runs from base 27 to 980 and encodes 317 amino acids.
UAUCAGAAAACCACUUAAUUAAUAGUAUGGAGUCUUCCUCUUGGCCGGAAAGUUUACCAAGUAAUAGGAUCAAAGCAAUUCAAGAGCUCAAAGACGGUCAUAUAUUAACCGAUAAGCUUCGUGAAGUGCACGGUCGGCCGGAAAAGAUCGAAUCUGAUCUCGAGGCUGUCAACAAUGUUGUGAUACAAAUCUUGGGAAUGUUUGAUAGCACCCUUUCAAUCCUGCGCUCUUCUAGCCUCAACGGGAGUCAUCAUAAUCCAAAUGAUAUGAGAUGUAUAAACGACUGGGAUGCUAAGAAGCCAGGCAAUUUCGGUGAAAGAACCAAGAAGAGUACAACACGCCUGAAUACAAAAACAGGAUGGAAGAAAAACAGAACAAAUAUCUCUACAGUUACACAUAUUACUUCUACUUUCGUCGAUGACGGAUAUGCUUGGAGAAAAUACGGUCAAAAAGUGAUUCUCAACUCGAAAUACCAAAGGAACUAUUAUAGGUGCAGUUACAAGUUUGAACAAGGAUGUCAGGCAACCAAACAAGUUCAAAUGAUUGAUGAUGAGCUACCAAAGUACAAGAUAACAUACUGUGGACACCACACUUGCAAUAACUUACAAAGAUCUCAAAUAGUUGUAGAAGCACCAAGUCCUAGUGAUAAUUCGGUCCUAAUUAGUUUUGAAACAAAUGCACUCAUGGAAAAAAAUAAAGUUGGAACUUGUUUCUCUUCAGUGAAACAUACACACAAGGAGGGUUUUCCUUCUUUAGAUCAUCUGAAUUAUGAACACGUUUCUUCAUUUGAUUAUCAUAGUUCGUGCGGUUCGAUCGCUGGACUCUCACAAGUUUCGUCAGAACCUAUGUCUUUGAUACCUAGAUUAUAUUGUGAGGGGAUGGUAUUGCCGCGGGUCUUUCCGUCUACAUGCAGUAGUACACAUGGUUAUAAGAACGAUGCUAAGAUUGAAAACCAUGACUACGGUGACUUUCAUUUCUAAGUGUGUCAAUAGACAAUAGCUUAUUUGUUACUUUUCACAAGAUUAUGUAAUAUCUCAACAUAUAUAUAGAUAGAUAGAUGGG